Messenger RNA from Pangasianodon hypophthalmus (striped catfish), 6161 nucleotides. It is a transcript of the gene akap1b, whose product is annotated as A kinase (PRKA) anchor protein 1b. The transcript is spliced from 11 exons. NCBI's taxonomy places the organism in Eukaryota, Metazoa, Chordata, Actinopteri, Siluriformes, Pangasiidae. The coding region runs from base 986 to 3649 and encodes 887 amino acids. The record is from RefSeq and is a predicted model, not a curated record. Gene Ontology annotation, molecular function: RNA binding.
UGUGGCUAUUCCCAAAAUGUGGCGUUUACCAUGUUGCUGGCUUUCUUUCUUUUGCUCGCCCGCUAUUUUAGACUUAUCAUUAGGAUUUACAAUACUGUGCCGUUUAUAAACUAAAUGUGCACUCUUACAUGACUAAGUAUGGCUUUCUAAAAGGACUUUAUCUGAGUCUUGAUUAAUUUUAUGUACCACAAUUAAAAAAAAAUGCUUUCAAAUGUAGAUAAUUAGCAAGCUAGUCUUAGACUUAUGAAUAAUAAUAAUAAUAAUAAUAAUAAUAAUAAUAUAGCAUUGCUAGCUUGCGUAGGUCGGUGAUAUUAGGGAAGACCACUGAUUUUGACAGAUUUUAGCAUACAAUUUGAGAAGACGAUGCUAUGAGGGUCCACGGCGCGUGUUACAUGUCGCGGAGCUGUAACUCAGAAACACUGCGCCUGUGAACGCUGCACGAUCAGAUCAAACCUUUGUAAUGCUGCAAAUCUCAACGGUCUUCUAAUGACUGACAUUUAUCCACAGACAUGGUGCGUUUCUCUAUAUUUUAGGUAUCUGUCUAGAAUUAACACGACACCACACGUGUUAUCCAGUAGUCCUGGGGUUAUAGUAAUAGCUGAAAGUCAGGACACAGGGGUUAGUAGUGGACAGGUGCUGCUUGGGUGCUGUGUUCACUCGCGCAGUGCUUUGGCCUACUCCACUCCAAUAAACCUGCACUAGGUCAAAUUCAGCUAGCUUAGCCGUGCGCUCAUUCAACUCUACACUUUAUACCAUUAAAACCUCAUUUUUCGUGUCUGCUGUCUAGUGCAGAAGUUUGUCUUUCAUUUUUUGGCAGCAAAAUUUUGCUUUCAUUAUUUUUUUUAAUGAAUAAUAUUGGCGUUAGCAUUAGACGGCUAGUCUGUUAGCGCGCAUGGAGUCCCACUACGCUACAACACCAUGCGCCACAUGCCUGGCUUAGUUUUGCACGGCGCACUUCUGGAGCAGUACUUAGGAUCCACAGGAGAUGCCACUCAGGUUUCGGUCCUUUGUCCCGUACACACUUCCUGGAGUGCUUGCACUCAUAGGCUGGUGGUGGUACAUUUCUCGCAAGAAAGCACGGAUCACCAGCCAUGACAGUGAGGAGGAACCGGUUGCGGGCCUGCUGGCUUCACCUGCUAAGGGCACUAAUGGAAUGGUGGAAACCACACACAGCAGACCCUGCUUAGACAAACCCAGUGCCAAAGAACUGGUGUCUGCUGAGCAAGAGGUUGUAGCACGGAUACACACAAUGGCAACAAGCACCUCAGUAGAAGAACCAGUCAGCUCCCCAGUGGUAGUGGAAAAGCUGGGUACUCCUCCUCCAUGCAGCACUGCAACUACAGACUCCCAACAGAGCAGCCUUGAAGUGGUCAGGGAAAAGUCCCCAAUCUUAGCCUCAACUCCAUCAAACGAUGUUGAGGAGAGUCCUCCAUGUGAGAUACAAGAGGCAGUUGUUCUAAGCAAUGAAUCAAGCCAGUUGCCUGCUGAAGCAGAGCUGGACACUUCUGGCUCACUCGGGCAUUCUUGGGAUCAAACACUCGACAAACGGCAGACUGACGCAAACGAAAUGGCUCCACUUAUAUGCCAGGUUGUGGAGUUGUCCAAAGCGGAGCGCCCAGAGCCUGAAGGAGAGGUGGCUGAUGAUGUAUUGGCUGUGCCAUUUGCUGAGAACCUCCAAGCAGACUUGGCAAAAGACGGUCUAUCCUCCACCAAAGAUGACUUGACUCUCGAUUCACCAGCGACUGGGGAUCAGUACACUCAAUCUGCAUCACAACAGUUACUUGGUCUUGACAGUCCUAUACUUCCUGCCUCAUUUCCAGUUUCCACCAGCUCCCCCGUCUUAAACGAUUUUAUACAAGUCCAGAACCACGAGAACGGAGACCUGAGCCGUGCAGUUGAGAGCAGCGACAGCACGGAGAAGCUGCAACGCCUUGCAGCCGGCCUCAUCACUGAGGUCAUUUCCGCAGCUGCCCAGGAGGUCAUGGCAGUCAGCAGCACCACGUCUCAGCUCAGCGAGGGUCCGGAGGAUGCUCACAGCAUGGCAGUGAGCAGCUGCGUGUCUCAGCUCAGCGAGGGUCCAGACGAUGCUCACAGCAUCACGUCUAAUUUAAAUGGAAAGGAAAUUGUCAGGGAAGAAGACGAGUGUGUGGCUCAGGUGGGUUCCUCUUCUGAAGACUACAAAGAUCACGUAGAGCAGCAUGCAGCACAGAUUGCCAAGGAGGUCAUCAAUGGCUGCCUCACUCCCUCUAUAUGGGAGAAGUCCGAGACACAGGACAGUUUUGCUCUCAGUGACCAUCAGGGACAGUUAGAAUCGACUCAGAUCCUGCCCACGGUUCAGGCGAAAGAGGAGGCUGUGAUGGGAACAGAGGAUUCUGGGUGUAGCACUUGCCAGUCAGAGGAUGGCAUCAGCAACGAAGACCUUGUCAUCAGCACAGAUUUGUCAUCAACAGUUCAUGACAGCAAAGAGGACCUUAUUCAGAUUUCAGGGAUCUCGACUUCAGAGGAAAAAGGUGAUGGACAUCAGGAAAGCUCUGAUUCAGCAGUCCUAGAGGAGACUGUGCUGAGCGGGGAGCAGGCAGCACCUACCUGUGUGCUAGCACAGGUGAAUGGGGAAGCUCUCAGGAAUGGAACCAGUGAAGCAGAGGCUGAUCAGUCUGGAGGUUCGGAUGUGAACAGUAUGGAUUCAGUAGACAGCUGCUCCGCUUUGGGGACAGGAAAUGGUCAGCAGAGUGGCAGCCAGGCCAGUCAAACACAGAGCUCCGAGCUGAUUGUGUGGGAAAUAGAGGUGCCAAAGCAUCUAGUUGGUAGAUUAAUUGGAAAACAAGGAAGGUAUGUGAGCUUUCUGAAGCAGAGCUCUGGUGCAAAGAUCUACAUCUCAACUCUGCCUUACACUCAAGAGUUUCAGAUCUGCCAUAUAGAAGGUACCCAGCAGCAGGUAGAUAAAGCAUUGGCCUUGAUUGGUAAGAAGUUUAAAGACCUGGAUCUGACCAACCUGUAUGCUCCUCCAUCGUUGCCUCUCUCCCUGCCCUCCCUGCCCAUGACUUCCUGGCUCCUGCUUCCUAACGGCGUAACAGUGGAGGUGAUAGUGGUGAACAUCGUCUCUGCGGGCCACGUGUUUGUCCAGCAGCACACGCACCCUACGUACCACGCUCUGCGCAGUCUGGACCAGCAGAUGUUCCUGUGUUACUCUCAGCCUGGCACUCCUGCCCUGCCCUCACCUGCUGAAAUUGGUGUGAUCUGUGCGGCUCCUGCAGUGGAGGGAGCGUGGUGGCGAGCGCAGGUCAUCUCCUUCUAUAAGGAUUCCAACGAAGUGGAGAUCCGAUACGUGGACUACGGCGGCUACGACCGAGUGAAGAUUGAUACUCUUCGUCAGAUUAGGUCUGACUUUGUGACGUUACCGUUCCAAGGGACAGAAGUGUUAUUGGACAACAUCGCUCCUCUUCCUGGAGAGGAUGGCUUUUCAGCUGAAGCCAACUCUGCCCUGGAAGAGAUGACACGAGGGCUACCUUUGCUUGCACAGGUCACAAAUUACGACAAUAACACAGGCCUUCCGUUAGUACAAAUGUGGAACAUGGUUGGAGACGAGCUGGUUCUGCUGAAUCGUACAUUAGCAGAGCGAGGUUUAGCUACGUGGGUGGACAGUUUCUGAUCCCUUGCCUCCUGUUCUUCUCUCACCCUCCAUCCCUUCCUUCACUUUUUAGACCCCGCCUACCUGAAGUGCACAUCACUGGCUAGCAGAAAAUUACUUUUACAUUUGUUUUUUAAGGUUUUGCUUUCUACUCCCUUUCAAACUAAAUUAAUGUACUGUACAGGGGGACAAAUAUUGAAAAUGGAGAUAGCCAAGUUUUGAUCAGAGAAAACUUGUACAAGGAAAAACUGACAGAAGAAAUCUCUUCAUUGGUGUAAAUUUAAAGAAAUCUAGUAACUAAAUCAAGUUGAUCAUGUUUUCCGUCCAACGAGGCUCCUUCGGCACAAAUCAGACUGUGGAUUUAAGAGCUGUAAUUGUAUUUAAAAAAAAAAAGAAAAAGAAAAAAAAAGUGUACAUUAAAAUUGUAACAAUGGUGCAGUUUGUAAAGACUGUUGAUGCUCGGGUUUGGGACUGUUUUCAGCAACUUGUGCAUACUUUUGUAGCUGUAUCUCACUAAUUAAUAUUGGAUUUAUUUCCUAGUUCACUACUGCAAGUUCCUUUGAGGUUGAGGCCCAAAGUCCCCAACACCUGUGCACAUUUAGUGUAUAGAACAGGACUCAUCCAUGUCAUGAAGAAACACACUGUGCAAAGGUGUGUGAUCCUCUUUCACAGAGUCUUGUUCAUCAAUGUGGCCUUACGGAGGGAAACAAAAUCCUGCCCUCCGCUGCGCACAGUCUGUGGGACGUGUCCUGCAAAUUGCCUUCAGUGUGAACAUCUCCAUAUGCAGCUUACUUCUCUGUUGCUCUUAUUUAAGAGUCCAUUAUUCAAGAUUUUCUCAUGUAUCUCGAGGAAUACACUAAAGCACUGACCAGCGCUUCACUUGAACAUGGCUUCACUACACGUUUAUCCUGACCUGUGAUGAAACGUUCACAUCAGAGCACUGAGGUGUAUCAGAGCUCAGGCUCCUGUUUUGGGUAGAUGAACUGCAUGUAGUGUGCUGUGUCAAUUGUAUGCAUGCAGUCCUGUUCAGAGCACAUCUUUGAUCCACACGUAACAUAAACCCACAUUUCACUAUCUAGCGUGGCUUUGCGUAAACACCAGAGGAGGGUUGAUCACUUGUCUGUAGUCUACUGUGCCCACAGUCAGGUUCCUUGGAUCAAAACGGUCAUCAUGGUCAGUAGCUAAUGUCUGUAGUCUGAAAUGUUUAGAAUGUCCACCGUCUCAUUAUGCUGGCUGCUAAAAUAAGCACUCUGGUAAUACUGGUUUGUUGCAAAAGAUAAAAAGCUUUAAGAAGUCUCAUUCAGGUUUUUUUUUUUUUUUUCCUUUAGUUGGGUUUGACCUAAGAAAUGCUCUGUUGCCGUACAGGUAUUUUGUUAAAAAGAGUGUAAACCACUGGGGAUUUUUUUUUUUUUUUUAAUUAUUAUUAUUAUUUGUGUGCGUGUGUGUGUGUGUGUGUGUGUCAUUGAGUAUGUUGCAUUCAGGGCUCACUCAUCCAGUUUUCUGCUGCUAUACCACUUCCAUCCUAAUGUUGCCAAUUCCUAACCUGAUAGAAUUUCACCAGCUGUUUUCAUUUGGUCUGUUUGUUCAUUUCUUUUUUUCCCCGAGCACUAAUUUCCCUUUGUGAUUUCCUCCUAUGCGGUUAUGUGUGUGCUGCUGUUGUAUUUGAUGAAGACUAUAUCUGUCUGGUUUCAACCUAACUUCAAAAACUUGAAUUGUUUUUCCCUUGAAUUUUGUUUGUUGAUCUAAAAAGAUGGUGAUUAUUGUGUGAACCCAACAGCCUUGUAAACUGUUAAAGAAGGAUAUGUUUCUGUAGACUGCAAAAGGAUGUGCACUUUUCUGUAACCUCACUCUCUCUGAAAUGCUAUACGAUCUGUAAUAUCUGUGGAUUUGGCUUUAUUUUUUUCCUGUCUGGUGCUCAGGUUGUUGGGUGUAUUGUCUGAAGCUGUGGGGAAAAAAUUAACACACUAGGCUAUGAUGUACUAAAUGUACUAUAGAAUGUAGUCUGUUAAGGUAUUUCUACAUUAUACAGUCAAACAAAUAAGGCAGCACAGCAACUUAAAUGCAGGAACUGUUUGUUUUUUUGUUUUUUUUUUCUCCCCCUCUUUGUAAGUUCAUAAUUACCCAGUAGAUUUCUGACCAUUUGUUCUUUUAUCAGUGCUCGAAGUUCAUGGCCUUCUCUUCUCAACCUUUUCCAAUGCCAUGCUUCAUCUAUCCAUCAUACUUCACUUGUCCAUGUCUGUGUAAAUAAAAUUUCACUGUUCUUUUGUACUGGGAAAAGUGUAUGAAAACAAAGGGAUCAUGUUUUUUUUUUUUCUUCCACCCCAACCACAUGUUCUGUUUAUAGGACUGGUUUGAAGUGUUUUGCUUAGCUAGUUGAUUAAUUCUUUGAUUAUUUGAGUGCAAAGCAAUCCUGCCCACAGCAUAACCAUGUACAGGUCAGUUUUUGCUAGACUCAGAAAAGGUUUGAAUCUCGGUUGUACAGAUCUAUAUAUAUAUAAAUAUAUAUAAAAGAGAAUAAAAUUAUUAAAACAUG